AUGGACAUUCAGAACUUUGAAAAAGGGCGUAUAAAGGCCCUGCAGGAUGAGAGAGUCUAUAUACAGAAAAAGACUUUCACAAAGUGGGCCAAUGCCUUUUUGGAAAAGGCAAGACUGGAAAUCAAGGAUCUCUUUACAGAUCUGGCAGAUGGCAAGAUUCUCAUGAAACUGUUGGAGAUCAUUUCGGGAGAAACAGUUGGAAAACCCAACAAGGGGUUAAUGAGAGUACAGAAAGUGGAAAACUGCAGUAGAUGUCUGAAAUUUUUAGCUACAAAGGUGUACUUUGAGAAUAUUGGAGCAGAAGAUAUUGUAGAUGGAAAUCCUCGACUCAUCCUUGGCCUUAUAUGGACUAUAAUCCUUCGCUUCCAGAUCCAGGAGAUUGAAAUAGAAGUGGAUGAAGAAUCUUCGGAGAAAAGAUCAGCUAAAGAUGCCUUACUGUUAUGGUGUCAACGAAAAACUCAGGGAUAUCCUGGUGUCAACAUUACAAACUUCUCUAACAGCUGGAGAAAUGGCCUGGGAUUCAAUGCUCUUAUUCAUGCCCACAGACCUGACCUGAUAGAUUAUGACAGACUAGCCCCAGACGAGCAUAUAGAAAACCUCAACAAUGCCUUUACAUGUGCCAACAGCCAACUUGGUAUUCCACCCAUCUUGGAUGCUGAGGAUGUUGAUGUUAACCGGCCCGAUGAGAAAUCCAUCAUCACCUACGUUGCCUCCUACUACCAUUAUUUUGCAAAGAUGAAGAGUGAGAUGACUGGAGGAAAGCGGAUUGCUAAGAUCGUUGGCCUGAUGAUGGAUGUAGAACGUAUGGUAGAUGACUAUGAGACACUCACCACACGCCUUCUUGAGUGGAUCGUACAGAAGGUGGAGGAACUCAAUGACCGCAACUUCCCUAAUUCAGUGGAGGGAAUACAAAAAGAACUGAUUAAGUUCAAGGAAUAUCGAACAGUGGAGAAACCUCCCAAGAUGAGGGAGAAAGGAAACAUUGAAGCUCAGUACUUCAACAUACAGGCCAAACUGAAGGCUAAUGGUCAGAUUUUGUACACACCACCAGAGGGACAACUCAUUCAUGAUAUAGAAACAGCCUGGAUCUGUCUGGAUAAAUCUGAACAUGUCAGGGAAGUGGCACUCAGGGACGAAAUGAUCAGGCAAGAGCGACUUGAACAGCUUGCUCAACGAUUCAGAAGAAAAGGUGAGAUCCGAGAGUCGUGGCUGGAAGACAUGGGUCAGAUUUUAGAUGAGAAGAUUGUGUGUGAUGAUGUGGCCACUGUAGAGGCUGCAGUAAAGAAACAUGAAGCCAUCAGUGCUGAAAUCUUGGCAAGGAAAGACAGAUUUAAGGCGUUGAGAGGAUUAGCUGAUGAACUUGUUCAGGGAAAUUACCAUGCAAAAGGAGCAGUCCAAAAAACAGAUGACAGGAUUGCCAAGAAAUGGCAAGCUCUCCUUGACAAACUGGAGAAGAGGAAACUCACACUGUCUGGCUUCAAUAACCUUAUGAAUAUGUUCAGAGAAAUAGAAAGUAUCCAGGAGGAACUAAAAGAAGUAGAGAACAAGGUGAAGAUAGACGAGUAUGGAAAGCACCUACAGGCUGUAGAGGAAUACCUUCAGCAGCACAGCUUGGCUGAGACACAGCUCAACGCUCUGGGCAAGCGUAUACGAAAUCUUAAUCGUCGCUCAAAGAGCUCCACCUCCUCCUCUCAUCCAGAGGGCACUGUAUUAGAACAGAGGCUUGGGGAUGUCAACAAAGCCUAUGAAAGGGUGAAUGACAUGAGUAAUGUACGACACAAAGGUCUGGAUGUGGCCAAGAAAUACUACCAGUUCCUGCAGGAUGCAGAAGAAGAAGAAAGAUGGGUCCUUGAAAAAAUUGAUGUCUGUCGGUCUUCAAAUAUUGGCAAAGAUCUCAAUGCGGCUCUCGUACUGCUUAAGAAACAUGAGGCCCUGGAAGCAGAGAUGCAUGGAAGAUGGCCCCGCUGUGAACAGAUGUGCGGAGUAGGUCAAGACCUGGUCAACAGUGGACACAAGGCACGCUCAGAAAUUGGCUCCAAGAUCAACAGCUUAAUGGACAAGUGGAAACAACUCAAGGAAUUGUCCACGCUGAAAAAAACCAAGAUAGAAGAUGGCAUAGAAGCUCAUCAGUACUAUGCUGAUGCAAACGAGGCCGAGUCAUGGAUGAAGGAGAAGAUGCCCAUCGUUACCAGUGACGACUAUGGUAGAGAUGAAGCUAACUCCCAGGCUUUGUUAUCUCGGCACAACCGAUUGGAAGAAGAAAUCCGAGGGUUCAAGUCUGAAAUAAUGCGACUAGAUGAACUAGCUCAGUUGAUGACAAAAGCUGCAAGUGAACAUAAUAUUUCUCCGGAAAAGUUCAUGCCGCAAGAAAAUGGAAAGAACUCAGACGAGGAAGAACUUGUAGAAGAACUGGUUGAGGUUCCUCAUGAAAUUGAGGUUGAAGAGGUUGUUGAAAGGGAGGUUAUUCAAGAUGUUGUAGAAACUAGAAAAAUUCCACAAGUCAAAGCUAUGUAUGCCUACAAAGGACAGGGAAUGAAAGUUGACAAAGGGGAGAUCAUGAUUGUGGUCCAGAGAACCAAUGCAGACUGGUGGCAGAUUCGGAAAUCUGAUGGAACUGAGGGGUUUGUUCCAGCUAAUUAUGUCGCUGACAUUGAACCGAAAGUCACUCAGAAAAUUGUCAAGAGACCAACAAAGGUCCCAGAGAAGGUCAAAGUAAAAAAGACUGUCAUGAAGAAGGAACUUGUGAAAAAGAAGAAAGAGAAGUCGUCCAAGUUAAGAAGAGCUCCUUCAGUGAGAUCUAAGGCCAACCUUCAUUUUGACAAGGACAAUGUUGAUAAAAGGCAGCGUCAAGUGAAUGUCACUUACAACAAGCUUGUGCGACUAGCUCAGGCUCGAAGAAUUGCUUUGGAUGAUGCUGUGGCUUUGUUCAAGUUUUACCAAACGUGUGAUGAAUUGGAAGCUUGGAUGAUUGAGAAGGAACAAGUCUUGACCAGUAAGGAAAGUUUAGCGGACAACAUGGAGGCCGUUAGAAAGAAAUUUGAGAAUCUACUUACCAGUCUGGCUGCUAACAAAGGACACCUGGAUAGCAUCAAUAAAUUGGCUGACGAGAUUAUCAAGUCUGGUAGCAGUCAGAGAGACAAGGUGAAAAAACGCCGCCAGGAAAUAAAUGACAGUUGGGACAGAUUAAACCGUCUGAAGAUGGAGAAGGAAAAGAAUCUAGAAGGAGCCUCCAGCAUUGAGAUGUUCCAGUCAACCUGUGAUGAGCUGGGAGAGUGGAUGAAAGACAAAGAUGCCAGUCUCAAUACAGAUGAGGUGGCUAAUAACCUCAAGGCAAUUGAGGCUCUACAGCGUAAACAUGCGAAUUUGGAACGAGAGCUGGUUCCUGUAGAGGAGAAAAUGAACAGAAUGAAUUACCUAGCAGACUCAGUGAGAGCAUCCUACCCUGAUGAACGGGAAUAUGUGGAUCAGAGACAGAAAGAGCUGCAGAAUAUGUGGGAUAACUUAAAGAGAAAGGCUGAUGCCAAGAAGGACAAACUGGGAGAUUCACAAGAACGCCAGCAGUUCAACGAUGAUGCAAAGGAUUUGAUGGCAUGGAGUAGUACGAUGAAGUCCAAGUUGGCCACCAAUGACAUGCCUCGGGAUGUACAGAUGGCAGAGAACAUGAUAAAGGACCACGAUGAACUAGCUGAUGACAUCGAGGCCCACAAACCUAAAUUUGAGCAAGUGAAGGCUCUAGCAUGCAGUGUUCUGCAGAAAACACCUGAUGCAUCAGAUGUAAAAGAUAAAUUAGGGAAAUUGGAGGAGGAUGAAAAAGCCAUUAAUGAAAUGUGGCUCCACAGAAAAAAUCAGUUACAGGAUGCCUACGAUUUACAGGCUUUUAACAAAGAUGCAGACAACAUUGACUCAGUGACAAGCAGCCACGAAAAAUUUCUGGAGUUUGCUGACCUUGGGAGCACAGUGGAUGAUGUAGAGUCACUAUUCAAACGACAUGAAGAUUUUGAAAGUACACUACAGGCCCAAGAUGAGAAGGUGAAAGCCCUUGAUGAUCUUGCCAGUAAGCUGAUUGCAGAGGACCACCCUGACAAGGAUCACAUUGAUAACCGCCGAAAUCAGGCAUUAGAGAGACGGCAGAAGGUAAAAGAGAAGGCUUUGGAACGUCAUAAUGCACUGCUAGCUGCCCAAGGAUCUCAGGAAUUCAAGAGAGAUGCUGCAGAGCUGUCAUCUUGGAUGAAGGAAAAGUACAAAACAGCUACAGAUGAGUCUUACAGGGAUCUCACCAACCUCCAGGAAAAACUGAAGAAACACCAGGCUUUUGAGGCAGAACUUAAGGCCAACAGUGAAGGACUCAAGUCUCUAAAUGAGCAAGGAAAUGUCAUGAUACAAGAUAGACAUCCUGCUUCUCCUGAGAUCAAAGUCAUUCUUGAUGGCCUUAACACUCAGUGGAGGGACCUCUCGGAAAAGUCUACUGACAAAGGGAACAAACUCCGUCAGGCAGCUCAGCAGUAUGCUCUCAAUAAAGCAUUAGCUGAUGCUCAGGGGAAACUGGAUGAGAUGGAAAAGUCAGUGGCCAACCCCGAUGUCGGGUCUGACCUCCGAGGGGUCAAAGCAUUGUUGAAAAAGCACCAGAAUCUAGAGAGUGAUUUGGUCUUGUUAGAUGCAACCAUCAAUGACAUCAUUUCUCAGGGCCAGGCUCUGGCAGACUCUGGCCAUUUUGACAGUGCAGGAAUCCGAAAGGCUGUUGAUGUCUUUAACACAAGAUUUGGAAAAUUGAGGCCUGAAGUGGAGAGAAGGAAAGACCUUCUACAGGACUCACUUCACUUCUAUCAGUUCAAGUUUGAUGCAGAUGAAGAGAUUAUCUGGAUUAAAGAGCACCUGCCUGCUGCCUCCUCAACAGAAUAUGGCAAAAGUCUGGUAGAUGCUCAGAAUCUACACAAAAAGCAUCAGAAACUUGACCUGGAGAUACUUGGCCAUCACCCCAUUGUUGAGAAGGUGAUAGGUACUGGAGAGAAACUGAUAGAGGAGCGCCACUCCAGUGCCAAACAGAUCAAAGACAAGUGUCAAGAACUACAACUCUCCAGGGAUGAUCUUGCCAACAAGUCCAAAAUACGCAAGAAGAACCUUGAUCUCUCCGUCCAAAUCCAGAGGUACCUGUCAGAGGUUGCUGAGGUGGAAAACUGGAUCAAUGACAAGAUGGUAUUAGUUACAAGCACAGAUUAUGGUAAAGAUGAAUCAGCAGCAGACAAAAUGCUCACCAAGAACAAGGUGCUGGAGACUGACAUUCAGACAUAUCAGGGAAUAGUAACUGGGCUUAGUAAGGAGGCCCAAAGGAUCUUCAAAAUCGGCUGUCAGGAUCCAUCCAGUCUGAGGAAAGCCCAGAUGAUUGAAUCCGUUCGCCACAAGGACAAUUUACAAGAUUUUCUGAAUAAGUUGAAGCGUCUUGCGGCUGAGCGAACCCAGAACCUGGAAAUGUCUAAAUGGAUGCAUGCUUACACCCGUGAGAGUGGUGAUCUCGAGGGCUGGAUUGAACAGCAAAUGCAGAUUGCUUCUUCAGAGGAGUACGGCCAGGAUUAUGAGUAUCUGGUUAUUUUAAGGAACAGAUUUGAUGAGUUCAAGAGAUCUGUAGAAGCAGGUGGUGAGAGAUUUAAUCAGUGUGAAAGACUGGCAAAAACUCUGCUGGAAGACAAUGUCCCAUACAGGGAACAGGUGGAAGAGAGACAGGACCAACUCAGGGAAUCCUGGAACAAUCUGUUGGAGCAGAUUGAGGCAAGGGACCAGAAAUUGUAUGGGGCUGGAGAAAUCCACAGAUUUAAUAGGGAUGUGGAGGAGGCCCUAGCCAGGAUACAGGAAAAGUACUCAAGUAUACCAGAUGACCUUGGCAGAGAUUUAUUUGCUACACAAAGUUACCUCAAGAAGCAUGAAGGAUUUGAAAAUGAACUCAUUGCACUGGAAGCUCAGCUUCAAGUAUUGAUUGAGGAUUCGGACCGCCUCCAGCAGACAUACCCGGGGGACAACGCUGCAGAGAUAGAACAGCUCCAGGCUACUGUGGUGGAGAACUGGGGUGUUCUCCAGGACCGUGCUGCACAGAGGAAGGAAGAAUUGCUGGCUGCCUCUGAACUUCAUCGCUUCUCUGCAGAUGUACGUGACCUUAUGAGCUGGGUCCAUGAGACAGAGCAUGAGAUGUUAGCAGAGAAGCCAGUGCGAGACGUACACAGUGUUGACAUGCUGAAGAGUCGACAUGAGGAACUCAAGGCUGAGAUAGAUGCUAGAGAUGAAACAUUCACAACUAUCUGCCAGACUGGCGAGGCCAUGAUUCAGGCUGAUCACUAUGCCAAAGAUGAUAUUGAAACAAAGGUAAAGCAGGUUGAAGAUACACGAGAGCGACUGAAGAAGACAUGGGAUGGCCAGAAGGAUUAUCAUGACAAACUGUAUGACCUCCAUACUUUCCUGCGCGAUGCUCAGCAGCUUGAUACCAUCAGUUCUUCACAGGAGGCUUACCUCUCUAGUGCUGACUUCGGUACUGACAUUGACCAGGUGGAAACCUUCAUUCGUCGACAUGAAGCCUUUGAUAAAGUGCUGGAGGUCCAGGAAGACAAGUUAGAAGCAUUGAAGGACCAUGGUACUGAGUUAAUCAAUAAUCAACACUUUGAGGCUCCACGAGUCCAAGCCACUCUGGACGACGUCACUGCUAGGCGUACUCGGAUCAAAGACCAGAGUGGAGUGCGGACUCAGAAACUGGAUGAUUCUCUCCUAUAUGCUCAGUUCAACAGAGACGUACAUGAGUUUGAAGGCUGGGUAGAUGACAAACUUAAAGUUGCUUAUGAGGAUGAUUUCCAGGAUGUGACAGAUUUAAAUGAAAAGAUGAAAAAGUUACAGAAACAUCAAGCAUUUGAGGCUGAAAUAAAAGCUAAUACAGAAGGUGUUGAGAAGAUUAAAGAGAAAGGCAAUGAACUGGUGCGCAGGAAGCACCCAGAGUCUGAUAGGGUUCGUCAGUGUAUGCAGCGCUUCUCCUCCAAAUGGAAUGAGCUACUGCAGGGAUCUAGUAACCGUGGCAAAGGUCUAGAAGAAGCCAAAGACAUCCUUAAGUUUAAUGAGCAGGUGGACAAGGUUGAGACCUGGAUCAGGGAGAAGGAGGCACUGGUAAAUGCAGGAGAUCUGGGCCGUGACUAUGAACACUGCUGUGAACUUCAGAAGAAAGCAAACGACUUGGAAUCAGCUGAUGCCCUUGGUGGUAUCACAGUAGAUGAUAGUCGUAUCAAAGCCAUCAAUGACCUGGCCACCAAGCUUAUCUCACAGGGACGAACUGACACUAUAGCUGUUAAACAAAGGCGUGACGAGAUGAACCAGAAAUGGAAAGGUAUCCAAGGUGACCUGGACAGUUAUAAACAGAAGUUGGCUGCAGCCCUAGAGAUCCAUGCCUUUAACCGUGAUGUUGAUGACAUAAAUGACCGAAUCAACGAGAAGGCAGUUCUGCUUUCCAGUGAAGACAUGGGUAAGGAUUUGAACGCGGUGGAGGCCCUACAGAGGAAACAAGAGGAGAUGGAACGUGACAUGACAGCUCUACAAACCCAGCUUGAGCGAAUUGAGCUGCAGUGUCGUCAGCUUUGUAACAAGUACCCUGACAUGGCAGAUUCCAUCCUGUCUAAACAACAGGAGGCCCAAGAUAACUGGGAGAAAUUAGAGGACCUGUCUGAUCUGAGAAAAUCAAGACUCGUGGAGUCCUAUAAACUUCAGAAGUUCCUUGCAGAUGCUAGAGAGCUGAUCUCUUGGUCAGGUGAUAUGACCACUAGGAUGAAUGCUGCUGACCUGGCCAAGGACGUUCCUGAGGCUGAGAGCUUACUACAGAUGCACCAUGAACGCAAGGCGGAGAUUGAUGGUCGUAAACCCCACUUUGCUGCCGUAAGAGAGUAUGGUAACAAGUUAAUUGAGAGCAAACAUUAUGCUGCAGAGGAAAUACAGAAGACCAUCGGUCAACUUGACCACACCAAACUGUCACUGAAUGGAGCUUGGGACAAGCGUAAUGUAGUCCUCACUCAGUGUCAUGACCUCCAGGUUUUCAUUGAGACAGCAGAACAAACGGAGUCCUGGAUUUCUACAAAGGAAGCUUUCCUGUCCAAUGAUGACCUUGGGAACACAUUAUACAGUGUUGAGGCGCUGAUUAAGAAACAUGAUGGUUUUGAGAAGGCAACACAGGCCCAACAGGACAGACUGGAGGACCUAAAACAGUUUGCACAAAGCUUGAACGAGCAGAACCAUUAUGCUACACAUGAGAUUGUUGAUCGCUGUCAAGCUGCUGUAGAGCGUACCAGGCGAUUCAUGGACCAGUCAGCUGCCAGAAGGCAGAAACUGGAGGAUUCUAAAAACUACCAACUCUUCCUUAGGAACUUGUAUGAAGUGUCUAACUGGAUCAACGAGAAGCUUCAGGUGGCCCUUGAUGAGUCCUACCGAGAUCCUACCAACCUACAAGCCAAACUCCAGAAGCAUCAGGCCUUUGAGGCUGAAGUCACAGCCAACAGGAACCGUGUGGAUGCUGUUGUGGAGGAGGGUAAUGGGCUUGAGAAAGAGGAUCACUAUGCCAAGACAGAUAUAGAGAAACGACUGAAUGAGCUGGAAUUAAGCUGGGAGGCUCUCAUGGCUGCUAGUGCUGAAAAGAAGGAUAGAUUGCAAGACGCUUACCAGGCUCUGAUGUUCAAUCGUGUGGUGGAUGACCUCAUGUCAUGGAUGGAGGAUGUGGAAUCACAACUCAUGUCAGAGGACCAUGGCAAGGACCUCACCUCUGUCAACAACCUCCUCAAGAAACACCAGAUGUUGGAACAGGACAUCCAAAUCCAUAGAGAGAAAGUAACUGAUGUCCAGGAUGCUGCUCAAGUGUUUAAGGAGGCUAAACAUUUCAUGAACAAAGACCUGCAGGCUAGGGCUAAAGAAACAUCAGAAAGGUAUAAGUCCCUUACUGAGCCUUGCACCAUUAGGCGUGAUAACUUGGAGGAGGCACUGUUGAUGUACCAAUUCUUCCGUGAUGUAGAGGAUGAGAUGUCUUGGAUACAAGAUAAGAAGCCAGUCGCUUCUUCUACAGACCUUGGAGCAUCCUAUCCAGCUGUCCAGAACCUCAUGAAGAAACACCAGGCACUGGAGGCUGAGAUCAUUGCCCAUGAGCCCCUAAUUGAUGAGGUGGCUAGUAAUGCCCAGAGAAUGGUCCAGUCCAAACACUUUGCCAGUCAGGACAUCGAGAUGCGACUGGAUGAACUUCACCGUGACCUUCAGCAGCUCAAGGAACAGACAUCUGUCCGCAAGGUCGCCCUACAGGACUCCCUGGAAUCUCAAAAGUUCUAUGCUGAGAUAGCAGAGGCUAACAGCUGGAUGGAUGAGAAGAUCCCAGUCCUUAGCAGUCCAGAUUACGGCAAAGACGAGGAUACAGUACAGGCCUACACAAAGAAAUUGGAUGCUCUUGAAAGAGAUAUUGAUAACUUUAGCAACAACAUUGGAGAAUUGGCAGCUCUGAGCCGCACUUUAGUGGACAAAGGUCACUAUGACAGCGAAAAUAUCAAGAAACAACAGGCAUCUAUAGAAAGUAAACACAGCCACCUUCAGGAUCUCUCCAGCCAGCGACGUGUCAGACUAACAGAUACUAAGAAACUGUUUGAGUUUUAUCGUGAGGCAGAGGAAGUGACUGUCUGGAUCUCUGACCGUGUUGUCAUAGCUGCGUCAGAGGAUUAUGGACAAGAUCUUGAGCAUGUGGAGAUGUUACAGCAGAAGUUUGAGGACUUUAUCCACGACCUUAAUUCAAGUGAAGAUCGAAUCACUAAGGUAGAAACCAUGGGGAUCGCCAUGAUUGAAGUACAACAUUUUGAGUCGGAGAAGAUCAAGAUGAGACUGGAGGAGAUUAAUCAGAUGUGGCUUGAAUUGAAAGAUGUCACCAAGGCCCGUCAGGAUGCCCUCGCAGCUGCCAAGCAGGUUCACAUGUAUGGUAGGGAUGCAGACGACACACUGGACUGGAUCCAAGAGAAAGAAGGACUGGUGACCAAGGAGGACUUUGGCCAUGAUCUGGAAAGUGUGCGGGCACUGCUUAGUAGACACGAAGGACUUGAGCGUGACCUUGCCGCCAUCAGUGAACAGGUGGAGUCAAUCACCAAGGAAGCAGAGAGACUAAUUGGCCAGUUUCCCGAUGCCCAGGAACACAUCGCCAUGAAACAUGAGGAAAUGGUUCAAUCAUGGAACAACCUUGUGGAGAAAGCCACGCUUCGUAAAGAGAAGCUACAACAGGCUGACCAACUCCAGGUCUACUUUAAUGACUACAGGGAGCUCAUAGCAUGGAUUAAUGAAAUGAUCGCCAUCAUCACAUCAGAGGAACAUCCACGGGAUCUGUCUCUGGCCGAAGCCAAGAUCACCUUAUGUAAGGAACACAAGACAGAGAUAGAGAGCCGGGAGGAGGUUGUCAACACUUUCAGGGAGACAGGACAGGUCAUGAUACAAAAUGGCCAUUUCCUGUCUGAUGAGAUACAAGACAAAGUGAAAGAUUUAAACUCUGCUUGGGAAGCGUUACUGAGUACAUUUGAAACCUACAAAAAAAUCUGUGAUCAGAACCUAGAGGCCCAGCAAUUGAAACAUGAGAUGGAACAAUUGGAAGCCUGGAUGACAAUCAGGGAACCAUUGAUGAAGGAGAAAAAUUAUGGUAGCAAUAUACAGGCAGUCGAAGAGUUACUACGGCGACAGGAUGACUUUGAGAAAACUGUUGAAGCUCAGUCAGAAAAAUUCAAAGGAAUCUGUCGCAGAACUCAGUUAGAACAGGCUAUCCUAGACAAGAAACAACAGCAGAUUGAACAAGAGAAUGCCAGAAGAGAGAUGGAGAGACUGGAGGAGAUUCGAAAACGUGAACAAGAUAGAAUCAUGGAGGAAAGAAAACGUGAAGAGGAACAGAGGAAGGCACGAGAUGUCUUACUGAGAAGACAGAAAAGUGCUGAUGGCUCUUCAGACGAGGAUGAUAUUGACCGAGAUAAGUUGGACCGUAACACAGUGAAGAACUUGAUUGGUCGCUCUCAUAGUAUAAAGAAAAACAAAGGAGAUAAGAAAGGUGACAAGGACAGUGGUGGAAAGGAGGUUCGACGCGCUAUUAGUUUCAAGUCUCGUACCGAUGGGGCCAGCUCCCCACCACCUGUGCUACAAAAGGCUUAUGAAUUUAAACAUGGGGAGGGAAUAGUUCAAAAUGACAAUGAUGAGCUGGAUGCUCCAACCCUGCCAGAUGCCCCGCCUCCAGAGAUGUUGGGCAUGUCUGACCAACAACACAUCCCUGGGCGCUCACCUCAGCUUAGCCCCAAACAGAAACGUGUAGAGGCUUUGAAAGAUGAUGGCAAAGAUAAGAAAAAGAGAACUCCUAGUUUUAAUCUUCGGAGAAGAACACGUAGUUUUAAAGAAAAAUAUAAACUUCCAGAUAAUUUACCUCCUGCUGAAGUUGAAGGACUUUUAGAGCGUAAACAGGAAUUACAAACUGGUGGUAAAAAAGCCACAAUUCGAUCCUGGAAAUCAUUCUAUACUGUAUUAUAUGGACAAAUUAUGGCAUUUUUCAAAGACAAGGAAGCCUCUGUAGAGAAAGUGCCCUGUGCUCCGUCCCUAUUUAUACACAAUGCUUAUUGUGAGGCUGCUAGAGACUACCACAAAAAGAAGAAUGUUUUCCGACUACGACUCAAAGAUGGAGCUGAAUUCUUAAUGGAAGCAAGCAAUCAGAUUGAAAUGAAUGAAUGGCUUUCUAAAGUCAGCCAUUUUGCAGCUCAGUUGCCCAUGCACACAGAUUCGGAAUUCAUACAUAAUUCUGAUCAGAGGGACGACGAUGGAGGGGCAGAAGAUGAGAUGCUGGAAGACUCAGAGUUGAGAGAAAUAUUUACAGCUGCUCAAGUUUCUGAAGAUGUGGCUGAAGCGAUGGCAAAUAAUGAACAUCUUGAAGGUCGUGCUCGCAGCACAUCUCCACUCGCACCUCACAGAGAAUCUCAGGAGUUCAGAGAAGAGGACCUGGCCAGGGUACGCCAGAUGGCUGAUCAUGGUAACUCCUCAGGUGUUCCGGGUAACUCUGUGGAGGUGUCAGAGGCUGAACCUGUAAACCGGCAGGACAGUCCAAGGGAGGAGUUUCAAGACGUCCAAACACCUCAGAAUGACCGAACAGUGAGCAGAUUGAGUGACCCCUCUUCAGAUCAUGUGGAAGAUGAAGUAGUAUCACCACCACCACCUCUGCCACUCUCAGAACAGCCACCAGUAGUUAUGGAAACAUCUGACCAGUCACCUGUAGUCAUGGCAACAUCUGACCAGUCACCAGUUGUUACACCUCAGAGUUAUAAUGGUAGUGAUGAACUCAACGGAGAUGGUCAUGACCAUCAACAAUAUCAGCAGGAAAGCCCAAGAGCAAGGCCGCAACAAGCUCCACGAGAACGCCCCAUGUCGGAUCAUCUUGGGGCUGAAGAGGCGGACCAUGGGGACGAAGAUAAGAAGGGAAAGAGAAGAAGCAUGUUUGGUUUCCUCAAGAAGAAAAAGGACAAAGACCAUGAAGAACACAAAGAGCACAAAAAACACAAGAAAGACAAGAAGUCAGACACGUAGUCUUCACAGCAAAUAAUAAACAGGCUCAGAAUCAUAAAAUAGGAUGAUAAAUUUCCUAAUAUAAAAUGGCAAGAGCAGAUUCGUCGAAAACAUUGUAAUGGAAGAAAACCGAAAUAUCACAAAGAGAUGAGAGUGUGGUAACAAACUUCGUACAAAAAUUGAUGCAUGAAUAUGAGCGAUGAGUGUACAUUACAGGUAU
This is a messenger RNA of Ylistrum balloti, 12778 nucleotides long. Its product is annotated as spectrin beta chain, non-erythrocytic 5-like. Gene Ontology annotation, molecular function: actin filament binding; phospholipid binding. Gene Ontology annotation, biological process: actin cytoskeleton organization. The record is from RefSeq and is a predicted model, not a curated record. Lineage: Eukaryota; Metazoa; Mollusca; Bivalvia; Pectinida; Pectinidae. The transcript is spliced from 89 exons. Gene Ontology annotation, cellular component: cell projection; cortical actin cytoskeleton; cell junction. Bases 1 to 12579 code for a protein of 4192 amino acids.